Messenger RNA from Acanthochromis polyacanthus (spiny chromis), 1876 nucleotides. RefSeq names its product gonadal somatic cell derived factor (gene gsdf). The record is from RefSeq and is a predicted model, not a curated record. Bases 187 to 822 code for a protein of 211 amino acids. Gene Ontology annotation, cellular component: extracellular region. Gene Ontology annotation, molecular function: cytokine activity; growth factor activity. The transcript has 6 exons. Gene Ontology annotation, biological process: BMP signaling pathway; SMAD protein signal transduction. NCBI's taxonomy places the organism in Eukaryota, Metazoa, Chordata, Actinopteri, Pomacentridae.
GGAAGAUGUUCCACGUGCACCUGCGUCUCAUCUCCAGCCGAGCGACAUACUGCCGGUACCAGCGCUGGAUCAACAGAGCUGCUCUGAUUGCUGAAGAAGUAAAAGGAAACGUACAGGAGCGACCGCAGCCGUCACUCAUCGCCAGUCUGACCCGAAUCUGUAGACUGACCAUCCUGCUCUUCCAACAUGUCUUUUGCAUUCAUGAUGAUGAUGUUUCUGAGCUCCUCAGUGGCCAUGGCAUUUGUGCUGCAUCCAGCCAAGGAAGAACCUGCAGCUUCUGCUGUUUCCCAUCACAGGUGCCAGAGUGAUUCACUGCAGGCCGUCAGGAAGAAUCUCCUCGCUGGUCUCAACUUGCAGACUGAGCCACAGCUGCCUGCCGGUGUGCUGGAUAGUGUCAGGGAGCAGUGGAGCAAAAUGUUCAGCCCCGUUUCACACAGAGCCGCCACAAUUCCAGCAGCCGAUGGCUACUCUGUGUCACCUGACAGUAAGGACAGUGCGAGCCUGAAGUGCUGUUCCACGGCCUCAGAGAUCUUCAUGAAAGAUCUGGGCUGGGACAGCUGGGUGAUCCAUCCUCAGAGUCUCACCAUUGUUCAAUGUUCACUCUGCACCUCUGACAUGAACACUGUGCAGUGUCCACCAUCCCACUCCAACAUCCAGGAUGCCAACUCACAGGACCAGGUGCCGUGCUGUCAGCCCACCUCCCAGGAAAUGGUGAACAUCGUCUACAUGGACGAAUCCAGCGCCAUUGUCGUUUCCUCCGUGCAGCUGACUCGCAGCUGUGGCUGUGGACAUGGCAGCAUCCUGCAGCCAAACACAGAGUAGGCAGAGGCCGGUUUUACAGGCCUGAAUAUGUGACACGAGCUGUAUGCAUCAAAAAUGAUCAUCAUAUGCAGGCCUUUCUUCUAAUAUAACCACCUGUGUUGCUUUUGUAGAUCUGUCUUAGAUUCUUACUAUAUUCAGCACAGAUCAUGGGAACCAAAGUCUCCUUAAGAACUCACUUUUCAUUCCUGCUACUCUGUUGUAUCAAUACAGAUUUGUUGGUAAAACUGAUAUGACAAUAAUCACACGUUAUUUGCUCUCCAACUACAAUCUAAUUUCCCUAGGCACUAAGUGCUGGAAAUUACUGAGUGAAGUGCAGCUGAUACCAAUCUUUAAAUAAAUCUCCUGAGUGCCGACCACUAUUUAUGGCUGCUAUUUAUUGCUCCUUCCAAAAGUGUGAGACUGUCCAGAGCCAAAUCCUCUCACUCACCAGUUUUUGACAUGUAUAACAACUUGUCCUCUUAUGGAAAAGAAUUUGAUCUCAAUAGGCAAACUGCGGUCAUUGAACUGAGGUUGUAAAUUGUGUAACGGCUUGCUGUUUGGCGUGAAAAGUUUUUUGUGGGAAGAGCAAUGAAAGAAUUUUGUGGUCACCGGAUGAAUGCCCUGAAUCUAAAACCUUAGUAUCAGUUUCUCCUGGAUAUGAACAGCAUCUCUGCUGUGACUUUCUACUUGUUUCCACUGGUUCUGCUCUAAUUUGUUCUGUGUUUGAAUAUGAAACAUUUAUUUUUGAUUUACAUACGAUAAUCUGAGUGGUUUUCCAUGCAUUCAUAGCCAAAGAGUUCUCGUUUUUUCUUGUAUGUCUUAUAAUUGGUCACAGUUCUCAGUUGUGAACUUUUUAUUUUCUCAACACAUUUUUGUUUUUUUAAAUUUUUUAUAUUUACUCUCACUGAUAUUCUAAAGUUACCUCACCAUACACUGUUUCUAGUAUUUCUCACAAGUGCACUACAUUUUGAUCAAAUGCAAAAUGUUUUAAUGUGCUCAUGACACUGUUUAAUUAUUUGUACCAAUUCACUGAUUUCUUGCUCUCAAUUAUUUGAAUAAAAAUAAUUGAAAUAUA